This is a messenger RNA of Cadophora gregata, 1430 nucleotides long. RefSeq lists its product as uncharacterized. Gene Ontology annotation, biological process: protein lipoylation. The record is from RefSeq and is a predicted model, not a curated record. Gene Ontology annotation, molecular function: lipoyl(octanoyl) transferase activity. The transcript has a single exon. Bases 20 to 1156 code for a protein of 378 amino acids. Lineage: Eukaryota; Fungi; Ascomycota; Leotiomycetes; Helotiales; Ploettnerulaceae. Gene Ontology annotation, cellular component: mitochondrion.
CCUCUAUCAAUACAUUCCAAUGCCCCCUCUCCCCGCCACCAUAAUCCGGCACAUACAUCUCCCCUCCAUAACACCGUUCCACAUUGCACAAGCCCUCCAAACGCACCUCGUCUCUCAAUUCCUCAGCUACAAGGCUUCUCUCUCGACGCCGACCCCAUCACCACCCCCCAUACCUACAAUCCUUACUUUCGUACCAACGCCAGUCUACACAACUGGCCGCCGCGAGCAUGAUUCUCUCUCAGCCGAACAACUCGCGGUUCUGAAAGCGCCAUUGACUCCAUUGAGGAAAACUUCGCCUAAUAGAUUCAGGAACCCGGAGUGGGCGGCGGUUGUUCCUACAUUGAGAGGAGGGCAGACAACGUUCCAUGGUCCAGGGCAGUUGGUUGUGUAUCCGAUCUUGGAUUUGAAACCUUUACCUAUUCCCCAACCUUCCCAAGGUUCAUCUCCAACAUCCUCGUCAGAAGAAAAUUCCGAAGGAGAAGUCCAAACGGUGGAGGCGGCGAGUAACCAUGUCCCACUCUACAGCCUCUGGCCCAAAGGGCUCAGCGUACGCUGCUACGUGCAUCUGUUAGAGCAAAGUACGAUCAACACUCUCGCACAUUGGACAUUGAAAGGAAUUCGGACCUCGAAUCCAGGUGUAUGGGAGGAGAGCGGCGAGCGGAAGAUCGCUGCGCUAGGUGUACAUUUACGGCGGAAUAUCACGAGCUAUGGGGUCGGCUUGAAUGUAAAUACCGAUUUGCAGUGGUUUGAUAGGAUUGUGGCUUGUGGAUUGGUGGGGAAGGGUGUUGUGACCAUGAGAGAUUUGGGGGAGGAGACUGGGGCUUGGGAUAUGUAUAAUGGGGGCAAAGUACACCAUAGAGAAGUGGAAGAUGUCGUUUUAGCAGCGGGAAGAGAGAAGGGAGGCGAUGGGAAGAGGACUUGGUUGGAGAGUUUGAAGGUUAAGAAUGGGGUACAGAUGAGGGCGAGGCUGAAGCCUGGGAUUGUGGCUAACUCGUGGGCUAGGGAGUUUGCGAGGGGGCUUGUAGGAGAAGGUGGUGAGAAGUGUGUGGUGAAGGUUGGGAUUGAGGACUUGGAUGUCCCGGAGGCAUUAGCUGCUGCGUACAAACGCGAGACGGAGCCUUGGAGACAUGACUGGGAAGAUGAUUGGUCGGGUUGAGGAAACCACUCGGACUGGAGAGAUAUGAUUCUCGACAGACGCUCAAUAAGCUAGAUCGAUCAGAGAGCGAGGGCGGAUACGAGGCUCGAAGUGCUCAAUAUUCAUGAUGAGCAUCAGCUCCUUAUUCAUGCAAUCGAAGUCGACACUCCACACCACCGGCCAAAUUGCGCUUCGAAGGAAUUUGCACACUCAAUAAUGCAUAACUGUAAAGGACAUGGAGACACGACAUAUAAAACAUAUGCCCAUAUAUACUAAUAUAUAUGAAAAUGACCGC